AUGCCUACAAAGGUGGAGAAAUCGACAAUCUACUUUCCUGACAGGGCACCAGUUCAAGUUUCUGUCACGGUGGAGCUCCGAUCUUCGCCUGAACAAGUAUGGAAGGUCUUGAUUGAUAAUCCCGGCUGGGUCAAGUGGUACAAAGGUGUAUCCUCUUGUCAAACUACAUCUUCUUCAGAAGGGUUUGGAUCAACUCGGCGCAUCGUCGUAGGUGGUCUCCAGGUCGACGAAGAGAUCAUUGGGUUUCAAGAGAACAAGCUGUGGGCAUUGUCCGUCUAUCAGACAGACAAACCAGUGGCAUCCUGCUGGGUCGAACGUCUUAUCUUGGACAAAACAGAAGCGAACGGGACGAUCAUCCAUUAUGAUGCAGGGCUCGAGCUCCUUUUUCUUCCAAGUCUCCUUCAAUGUUACAUUGUGAGUGGAAUUAAGAAGGCUUGGACUGAAAAUCUUGCUGCGAUCGACGACUACAUAGACAGCAGCACCACAUCAAGCUAG
Molecule: messenger RNA, 495 nt
Organism: Cylindrotheca closterium
Lineage: Eukaryota; Bacillariophyta; Bacillariophyceae; Bacillariales; Bacillariaceae
Source: the annotation of a GenBank genome assembly